GUAGGGUCAGAAAUGGAUAGGAGCACCUGGCACAGUAAGCGAAGACGUGGGCGAAGCCGCCAGCACAGCCCGGCCCUCAGGCCGUGUGAUUCUAGUGAGAGGUACAACACAAGGGCAUCACAGGGCCCGCAAGAUUCUGGCCACCCUGAUGCUGAGUCCCUGUCAGCCUCGUCCAGCACAACUGCAGAAUCUUCUGCGCCAGACCUUCCAGGUUUUUACUUCGACCCUGAAAAGAACCGCUACUUCCGCUUGCUCCCCGGUCAUAACAACUGCAACCCCCUCACGAAGGAAGGCAUCCGGUACAAGGAGAUGGAGACCCGAAGGCUGCAGCUGCUGCAGCAAGAGGACAAGCACAGAAAGAAAAUUACCAGAAUGGGAUUUAAUGCAUCUUCCAUCCUACGAAAAAACCAGCUGGGUUUUCUCAACUUCACCAGUUACUGUCGGUUAGCCCAUGAGCUUCGGGUGAGCUGCAUGGAGAGGAGGAAGGUGGAGAUCCAGACCUCAGAUCCAUCUGCGCUGGCGAGUGAUCGCUUUAACUUCAUCCUGGCAGAUACUAACAGUGAUCGCCUCUUCACCGUGAAUGAUGUCAAAAUCGGAGGCUCCAAGUACGGCAUCAUCAGCCUGCAGGGUCUGAAGGCGCCCACAUUCACGGUGCACAUGCACGAAAACCUGUACUUCACCAACAGGAAGGUGAACUCGAUGUGCUGGGCCUCCCUCAAUCACUUGGAUUCCCACAUUCUGUUGUGCCUCAUGGGCCUUGCAGAGACGCCCGGCUGCGCCACCUUGCUCCCAGCGUCACUGUUUGUCAGCAGUCACCAAGCAGGCACAGACCAGCCUGGCAUGCUCUGCAGUUUCCGAAUCCCUGGUGCCUGGUCCUGUGCCUGGUCCUUGAACGUCCAGGCAAGUAACUGCUUCAGUACAGGUUUGUCUCGGAGGGUCCUGUUGACCAACGUGGUGACAGGACAUCGGCAGUCAUAUGGGACCAACAGUGAUGUCUUGGCCCAGCAGUUUGCAGUCAAGACUCCUUUGCUGUUUAAUGGUUGCCGUUCUGGUGAGAUCUUUGCCAUUGACCUGCGUUCUCCAAGUCAAGCCAAUAGCUGGAAGACCACGCAAAUUUUCCAUGACUCAGCAGUGACCUCUGUGCGUGUCCUCAAGGAGGAGCAAUAUGUGCUGGCAUCAGACAUGGCUGGAAAGAUCAGGCUGUGGGACCUACGGGCCACUAAGUGUGUGAGGCAGUAUGAAGGUCACGUGAAUGAGUAUGCCUACUUGCCCCUACAUGUGCACGAGGAGGAAGGGAUCCUGGUGGCAGUGGGCCAAGACUGCUACACAAGAAUCUGGAGCCUGCAUGAUGCCCAGCUGCUCAGAACCAUACCUUCCCCAUACCCAACAUCCAAGGCCAACAUUCCCAGUGUGGCCUUCUCUCCUCAGCUCGGGGGUCCCCAGGGAGCUCCAGGGCUGCUCAUGGCUGUCCAGCAGGACCUUUACUGUUUCUCCUACAACUCCUCUUCCCCAGGCAGCCUGGGGGAAGGCAGGUGGGAAUGAGUGGCAGCAGCUCUGUUUCUAAUGACAUUGUAAGCGGUGCUUGGAGUUCAGAUGGAGUUCUUCAGCUUCAGCGGGCAGA
Messenger RNA from Acomys russatus (golden spiny mouse), 1621 nucleotides. RefSeq names its product DDB1 and CUL4 associated factor 4 (gene Dcaf4). Gene Ontology annotation, molecular function: protein binding. The transcript has 13 exons. The coding region runs from base 13 to 1542 and encodes 509 amino acids. The record is from RefSeq and is a predicted model, not a curated record. Lineage: Eukaryota; Metazoa; Chordata; Mammalia; Rodentia; Muridae. Gene Ontology annotation, cellular component: Cul4-RING E3 ubiquitin ligase complex.